This is a messenger RNA of Naegleria gruberi, 357 nucleotides long. RefSeq lists its product as uncharacterized. The coding region runs from base 1 to 357 and encodes 118 amino acids. Lineage: Eukaryota; Heterolobosea; Eutetramitea; Acrasida; Naegleriidae. The record is from RefSeq and is a predicted model, not a curated record. The transcript has a single exon.
AUGGCAUUGGAAGGUUUCUUCCUGGGAGAAUUUUUGCAGGUUGCAUUGGAAUCCAUUGCAGAUGCUACUUCAAUGGUUAAUGGAAACAAACUUAUUAACUAUAUUUAUACAAGCCAACAAUUGGUGAUAAGAGAACAAAAAUAUGGGUUCUUCAAUAGAGAUGACAAGAGAAAUCCAUUAUGUAAUAUGGGACUGAGAGAUAGGUUUUUGUUUGAGAUUAAGAACUUUAACACAAAUAUGGUAUCAACAACAACUUUUCCAAAGCAACAAUGCUGUUUGCAAGACUUGUUGGAAAAUCCAAAAUCUGUUACCUUUACAAGACUUAAACAAAUUGUGAGAUUAAAGAGAUCAACAUGA